GCGUGGCCUUUUGUAGUGGGCGUGGCUCCAGCCUGCCAGUCCGGGGCGUUGUGCGCUCCGCUUCUCUUCGCCGAGAUGCUGCGCCUGCUACUUGCGCUGCUCCUGCGCGCGAUCCUGAGCCCCGCUGAUGGAUCGCGCCCGGCAGCGCCGGCGGCGGUGGAGCAGCUCCGCCCGGCCGACGAGUUGCUAGCCGCCGGGGUCGAGGCGUACAACCGCGGGGACUGGCCCGGCGUCAUCCUACACAUGGAGCGGGCGCUGCGGGCGCGGGCCGCGCACCGGGAACGCCUGGCCUUCUGCCGCUCGGGCUGCGCGGCCAACCACACGGCCGAGGAUCCCGCGCAGGAGCCGGCCCGCCUGUUGGGCGACCUGCGCUUCUUCCAGCAGCUGCUGCGCCGCGCAGCCUGCCUGCGCCGCUGCCUGCCGGCCGGCCCGUCUCGCUACCAGCUGGGCGAGGAGGUGGAACUGGAGUUCCGCAAGCGGAGCCCUUACAACUACCUCCAGGUGGCCUAUUUCAAGAUCAACAAGCUGAGCAAGGCCGUGGCGGCUGCCCAAACCUUCUUCUCGGCCAAUCCAAACCACGCCGAGAUGCGGCAGAACCUGGCUUAUUACCAGAUGAUGGUUGGGGUCAAAGAUUCGGAUUUUGUCGAUUUGGAAGCUAAGCCCCACAUGCAAAAUUUCCACCUGGGUGUGAGUUACUACACGGAGGAAAACCCCCAGGCAGCCAUUUUGCACCUGGAGAAAGCGCUGGAUGAGUACUGGGUAGCUGACGCCGAUUGCCGGGCCCUCUGCGAAGAGCCGUACAACCACGAUGGUUACAACUACCUCGACUACAACGCCGAUUUCUACCAAGCCUAUAUCGAUCAUUACACCCAAGUGCUGAGCUGCAAGCAAGGAUGCGUGGCCGAGUUGGCGCAGGAAGUUGGGCAGGAGAAGCCCAACGAAGACUUCCUUCCGUCUCAUUUCAACUACCUGCAGUUCGCCUAUUACAAUAGUGGCCACUAUGGGAAGGCGGUCGAAUGCGCAAAGACCUACUUGAUUUUCUUCCCGAAUGACAAUGUGAUGAAGCAGAAUGUGGCUUAUUACGCAGCCAUGCUGGGGGAGAACCUGGCUGAGCGCAUCGGGCCCAGAGAGGCAAUCCAGGUGUAUCACCGGCGGAGUCUUUUAGAGAAAGAAUUGCUCUAUUUUGCAUAUGAUAUCUUUGCCAUUCCUUUCAUCGAUCCGGACACGUGGACCCCGGAAGACGUGAUUCCCAAAAGGCUUCGGGAAAAGCAAAAGGUUGAACGUGAGACGGCGGCCCGGAUCUCAGAGGAGAUCGGUAAUCUCAUGAAGGAGAUUGAGAAUCUGGUGGAGGAGAAGACCAAGGAAUCUUCCGACAUGAACAAAUUCGUGCGGGAAGGGGGCCCGUUGGUGUACGAUGGGCUCCGAGUGACCAUGAGCUCCAAGACCCUGAAUGGGUCGCAGCGCGUGGUGGUGGACGGGGUCCUCUCCGAAGAAGAGUGCCUGACAUUGCAAACACUGACAAACGCGGCUGCUUCCGUGGGGGACGGUUAUAGGGGCCAAACCUCGCCCCAUUCGCCCAGCGAGACUUUUUCUGGGGUGACCGUCCUGAAAGCCCUCAAGCUGGGGCAGGAAGGCCGAGUCCCCAUGCCGAGCGCGUACCUGUACUACAACGCCACGGAGAAAGUCCGUCGUGUGAUGGAGUCUUACUUCCGCCUCGACGUCCCUCUGCAUUUCUCCUAUUCUCACCUGGUGUGCCGGACGGCCAUUGCAGAUAAACAGGAGGACCGAAGGGAUCUCAGCCACCCCGUGCAUGUUGACAACUGCAUUCUCAACGCCGAGGCUAUGGUGUGCGUCAAGGAGCCCCCCGCGUACACCUUUCGGGACUACAGCGCCAUACUUUAUUUAAACGAAGAUUUCGAAGGCGGGGAGUUUUAUUUUACCGAGCUGGAUGCCACAACCAUCACGGCAGAGGUGAAGCCCCAGUGCGGUCGGGCGGUGGGCUUCUCGGCCGGAUCGGAAAACCCCCACGGCGUCAAAGCCGUCACGAAGGGCCAGCGAUGCGCCAUCGCCUUGUGGUUUACCCUGGACCCCCGCCAUAGCGAACGGGAAAGAAUCCAAGCCGAUGAUCUGGUCCGGAUGCUUUUCAAAACCGAAGAAACCCAGUUGCCCCCCGAAAUGGGACCGAACCCCAAAGAGGCCGAAAAGACCCCCGAAGACGCUUCCGAAAAGAAAGACGAACUAUAGAGCCGCAUCUGGUUCAAACAGGAUUAUGAAAUAAUUCGUCAUAACUUGGGGUACGGAGUGGUCUCGGGAGCGAGACAGAAAGCUGACUAUAAAACAGUGACUAUAAAAUACAGGCAAGGAGAUAAAUCGGGGUUCACCUUUUCCCCCGUUUCUUGAAUGACUGGAUAAUUUCAUCCGGCUGGAAGGGACCUCGGAGGUCCUCUAGUCCAACCCGCCUAGCCCAAGGCAGGAGUCUUCAUAACUGCAUCGGAUAAUGAGAAAUUCCGGCGAUGGAGAACCCGCAACUCCGGGAGGCAGGCUGUUACAUGGCUUCAUCACCGAUAGUUCGUUUAGUGACCGUUCAAAGUUACGACGGCGCUGGGGAAAAAAGACCGUUUUUCAGACUUACGACCGUUCCAGCAUCCCCACAGACACAGGAUCAAAAUCAAUGGGCAACUGACUCAUAUUUAUGACGGUCGCAGUGUCCCGGGCUCAGGUGACCCCCCCCUUUUUUCGACCUUCUGUCAAGCGGAAUCAAUGAAGAAACCAGAUUCACUUAAACAACGGCGGCAGGAAAGGGGUCGUAAAACGGGACAAAACCCGCUUCCCCGAUGUCUCACUUAGCAACAGAAACUUGCGGCUCGGUGGCGGUCGUAAUUCGAGGACUGCUUUUAUAAAAUACAAUUUUUGCAAACCUGUUUUUGUGACUCGUUUGCUUCGCGAGGCCGAAAGGAUAUUUCGAGCCGGGCGGUUUUGAAGCCGGAGAGGGAAGGAAAAUUUAAUUAGACGAAGGAAGACAAGGUAUAUUUAAGGCGUGGGCUUCAUCAAAAGAUUGAACUGCUUGAGAAAAUAAAGCCGGUUUUAUUUUUCUUUCCACAAAGAAAGAAAAAAGGGAA
Molecule: messenger RNA, 3119 nt
Organism: Ahaetulla prasina
Lineage: Eukaryota; Metazoa; Chordata; Lepidosauria; Squamata; Colubridae
Gene: P3H1
Product: prolyl 3-hydroxylase 1
Exons: 15
Coding region: 76-2244 (722 amino acids)
Biological process (GO): collagen metabolic process
Cellular component (GO): endoplasmic reticulum
Molecular function (GO): procollagen-proline 3-dioxygenase activity; L-ascorbic acid binding; protein binding
Source: RefSeq, a predicted model, not a curated record